This is a messenger RNA of Helicoverpa armigera (cotton bollworm), 1632 nucleotides long. RefSeq names its product lipase 3. The record is from RefSeq and is a predicted model, not a curated record. Lineage: Eukaryota; Metazoa; Arthropoda; Insecta; Lepidoptera; Noctuidae. The transcript has a single exon. Bases 176 to 1573 code for a protein of 465 amino acids.
AUGGUCCACGCGAGCAUCUCACUAUGAAAACAAUAGCAUAACGGAGAUGCCCGUCAUUAUGAUCCAAAUAAACAGAUAUACGAGUAACGUGAUGUCACAACAAAUCAAGGUCAGCCACGUAUUGUGCUAAACCCUUCAGUAUGACUUCAAUCGGAAGCUAGGCACAACGCGGAAAAUGAUGAAGAAACAUCUCUUUCUCAUAGUGAUAGUGCACGUCUGUAAUUCCGAAACACCUGACUUUAUCAUACAGGCCUUCGUUAGUACAAUCAAAAGGAAUAUUGCCGAAGCAAUCGCACGCAGUUCAACCGUCGGAAGGUCAAACUUGUUGGCGAAGACGCUGAACCCGAGCACAUGGAUGCCGCAAGCCAUCGCCCGAGCCCUGGGACCCGUGUCCUUCCACAUCUCCAGCGACCCCAACAGCGGCAAGUUCAUCGACCAGGCUGUCAAACAGUACAGAGAAGCGAGCAAGAACAUGGACGCGAUACUCGAAAUAGAUGAACUGAUCGUGAAAUACGGAUUCCCAGUGGAAGUGCACCGCGCACUAACACAAGACGGUUAUGAGCUGACCAUGUACAGGAUACCCAGCAGAGGGUCUCCCGUGUUCCUCAUGCACGGCUUGCUGGGCAGCUCUGACGACUUCAUCGUGGCGGGGCGGGAGAGCGCGCUGGCGUACCUGCUGGCUGACGAGGGAUAUGACGUGUGGCUGGGCAACGCGCGCGGCAACAAACAUUCCCUCUCACAUACAAGAUUUAAACCUUCAGAAGCGGAAUUUUGGGACUUUUCCUUCCAUGAAAUUGGUGUUUUCGAUCUACCAGCCAUGAUAGACUACGUAUUAGAUGAGACCAAUGAAACUGCUCUCACAUACAUCGGCCACUCGCAAGGGACCACCUCGUUCUUCGUGAUGGCUUCGGAGAAACCUGAAUAUAAUAACAAGAUACACCUGAUGAUCGCGCUGGCUCCCGUGGCGUUCAUGUCGAACGUGAAGUCUCCUAUAGUGCGCCUGAUGGCUCCCGGGACGUUUGUGUUGCAUGGAUUUUCGAAGAGCUUGGGCAUGCAUGAGUUUCUACCGGACAAUAAGUUUGUGAGGGUGAUGAAGCUGCUGCUCUGUGAGGGGGGGCCGAUAGCUGAGAUAGUGUGCAACAAUGCGCUGUUUCUCGUGGCGGGGUUUGACUACCAGCAGCUGAACAUCACGAACCUGCCGGUUAUAUUGGGCCACGUGCCCUCGGGGGCUUCUAUAAAGCAGUUCACGCACUACGGGCAGGGCGUGCUGAGUGACGAGUUCCGUCAGUUCGACUACGGGUUUCAGGGGAACUUGAAGCGGUACGGGGAGGGCGUGCCUCCGACCUACGAGCUGGAGAACGUGAUGGCUCCGGUGAUGCUGUUCUACAGUGAAGCAGACUGGUUGGCGCACACGAAGGACGUGGCGCGCCUGCAUCAGCGGCUGGGCAGCGUGGUGGACACCUACAAGGUGCCCUUCGAUGAGUUCAGUCACCUGGACUUCAUCAUGGCGCGGGAUGUCAAGGAGCUGGUGUACAACCGAGUGCUCAAGGUUAUGAGGGCAGUUAGAACAUGAACAUUAUUAGUUGAAGGGACGUCUCUACAUAAACGUUAAAGUACUAAAUUUUUUUUUCC